GCGGCGUUGGUGAGUGACAUUCGGGAACUGAAGAAGGACCGUAGGAAGAAUGCGGAUGCGAUUGAGGGGAUCGUACGUGCGAUGAACGGGCGCGCCGACGCGUUGGCGGCAGCGCAGCUGGACCGUGGCUUCUUGGACCCCGAACCGGCAGGCGUACCUCUGGAGAUUCUGUCGCUUGACGCGGAUGACGCAUUCCACGCGGCGGAGACCGAGCGUGCGCGACUUAAGUUGAGCGACCCCCGGCGCAACGCGGGGAAAAUUAAAGAGCUCGAAGACGACAUGAACGCUCGGGCGCACGUGCUUGCAGGUGAGCUCAAGGAGAAGGAGCGAGAAAUAUUUCUCGACCCGCAACCGGGGGGUGUGCCGGUGUCUGAGCUGCCGCUGGAUUCGGACGAGUCUUUCCACACGAUGGAGGUGGAGCGCCUGCGUCUUCGCAACGAAGAUCCGCGCGGCAAUGCGGCAAAAAUCAAGGACCUGGAGGGUCAGCUGAACGAGCGUGCGUUGGAUGUUGCCCGCGCGGUGAAGGAGGAGGACCUUGAGGCCCUGGAGUCGGCCCCACGCGGAAUUCCGCUGGCGCUUUUGCGUCCACACGACGAUGAGGCGUUUGCGUCCCUGGCGAAGGAGGCGCGUGGUGCCGGGAGGAAGUCCGGGGGUCCGUCGCCACACGCUGCCGCCGACGCACUGAACGAGCGGGCGCGGGAGCUUGCUGAUCAGGUCCUGAGGGGUGACCGCGGCUUCCUUGACCGCGAGCCCGAGGGGGUGCCUCUGAGCAUGCUGCCGUUGGACACGGACCGCGGGUUCCACGAGAUGGAGGUUGAGCGUGCGGUGCUGAAGCUGACUGACCCGAAGAAGAACGCCGACAAGAUCGCCGCCCUCGAGGACCGCCUCACCGACCGCGCACACGAGCUUGCGCAUGAGCGCCUGAGCGGGGACCGCGGCUUCCUCAACCCCGGGCCGGAGGGCGUUCCGUUGGAGAUCCUCCCGCUUGACGAGGACCCCAAGUUCCACCAGAUGGAGGCGGAGCGUGCGAAGCUGAAGGCGCAGGACCCUCGGCGCAACGAACGCAAGGUGGCCGACCUGGAAAACGCAAUGAACGACCGUUGUCACGAGCUUGCCUGCGAUCAACUGCGUGAGGACUUGGCUGGUGUGGACAAGGAGCCCCGUGACAUCCCUCUCGAACUGCUGCACCCUCACGGUGAUCCGGCCUUUGCGGCGUUGGUGAGUGACAUUCGGGAACUGAAGAAGGACCGUAGGAAGAAUGCGGAUGCGAUUGAGGGGAUCGUACGUGCGAUGAACGGGCGCGCCGACGCGUUGGCGGCAGCGCAGCUGGACCGUGGCUUCUUGGACCCCGAACCGGCAGGCGUACCUCUGGAGAUUCUGUCGCUUGACGCGGAUGACGCAUUCCACGCGGCGGA
Trypanosoma conorhini is the source of this 1415-nucleotide messenger RNA. Its product is annotated as calpain-like cysteine peptidase. The record is from RefSeq and is a predicted model, not a curated record. The annotation marks the transcript as partial. The transcript has a single exon. NCBI's taxonomy places the organism in Eukaryota, Euglenozoa, Kinetoplastea, Trypanosomatida, Trypanosomatidae.